AUGGCAACUGUAAUGGAAGAAACUCGAGAAUAUUGGAAGGACCGCGCCUGCCUACUUUUUUGCCCGGAAUGCACCUUCCCACUUCAAGUUUUCGUCAGUCGCCUCGAGAUUCAAGACCCACCUUUGUCUCUUCCGCCCCAAACGCUGGUUAUUCCUCCUUGCGGUGCUGUAUAUCCAUCUCGACUUUUUUCUCACCCUCUUGUUUUUCUCCCCCAUCUCUCAAACUCCUUCUCUACCUUAGAGUAUCUCUAUACUCAACACGCCUCAACGUAUCUCACAUCAUUCUUUCCGAGAGAACCCGCCGUCCUCACAUUCGUCCAAGAAGACCCCGAUAUCAAGUGA
Molecule: messenger RNA, 342 nt
Organism: Colletotrichum lupini
Lineage: Eukaryota; Fungi; Ascomycota; Sordariomycetes; Glomerellales; Glomerellaceae
Exons: 1
Coding region: 1-342 (113 amino acids)
Source: RefSeq, a predicted model, not a curated record